Messenger RNA from Centruroides sculpturatus (bark scorpion), 999 nucleotides. Its product is annotated as carbonic anhydrase-related protein 10-like. Lineage: Eukaryota; Metazoa; Arthropoda; Arachnida; Scorpiones; Buthidae. Gene Ontology annotation, molecular function: carbonate dehydratase activity; zinc ion binding. The record is from RefSeq and is a predicted model, not a curated record. The transcript has 8 exons. Bases 42 to 854 code for a protein of 270 amino acids.
UAGGGCCAGAUUUUUGGGGACUUCUAAAUCCCGAUUGGAGUAUGUGUAGUAAAGGUAGAAGACAAUCACCUGUAAACAUCAAUCCUAAUACUCUUUUGUUUGAUCCUAAUCUCAGAGCUAUACAGGUCGAUAAACAGAGGGUAAAUGGUGUAAUCACCAACACGGGACACAGUGUCAUCUUUAAUGUUAAUACAGAAUUUUCUUCCGUCGUCAACAUCAGUGGCGGUCCUUUAUCGUAUACCUAUCGUUUUCAAGAGAUUCAUCUACAUUACGGAAGGACUGAUACUUACGGUUCGGAGCACACAGUUGGAGGGGAUUCAUUUCCAGCAGAGAUUCAAAUUUUUGGAUAUAAUUCCGAUUUAUAUAAUAAUUUUACCGAAGCCAUGUACAAAGCUCAAGGAUUAGUUGGAAUAGCUCUGUUAAUCCAGAUAGGAGAAAUGACAAAUAUAGAACUUCGACUGCUCACCAGCCAACUACAUCAAAUCCUGUACAAAGGGCAGGAUGCUUUUCUAAAGUCACUCUCUGUAAAGGAAUUACUGCCAGAUACUGAACAUUAUAUGACAUACGAAGGAUCAACAACAAUGCCUGGAUGUCAUGAAACAGUCUCCUGGAUAGUAAUGAAUAGACCCCUUUAUAUAACAAGGCAGCAGUUAUAUGCCUUAAGGAAGUUAAUGCAAGGAGAUGUUGAUUCACCAAAGGCCCCAUUAGGUAAUAAUUUCCGACCAGUACAACCUGUUCAUCAUAGAGCCAUACGAACCAAUAUAGAACUUAACAUUCGUGAACCGGGAGAAAAUUGUCCUUCUAUGCAUAGAAAAAUGUUUUAUAAAGCAAAUACUUCAAACCGUCGUCUUUGACUGCAAGAGUUGCCUAUAUUUCAUGGUUUUCAGUGCCUUCGAUUGGGCAUUGUACGUUCCAACGGCACAACCUCUUCAGUUCAGUUAGAGAUUGUACUGUAUUCGUCUUCCCUGCCAGCAUUUGCCAGACAUAACUCUCAUCAAG